Lottia gigantea (owl limpet) is the source of this 5398-nucleotide messenger RNA. RefSeq lists its product as hypothetical. Lineage: Eukaryota; Metazoa; Mollusca; Gastropoda; Lottiidae. Bases 535 to 2034 code for a protein of 499 amino acids. Gene Ontology annotation, biological process: amino acid transmembrane transport. The record is from RefSeq and is a predicted model, not a curated record. Gene Ontology annotation, cellular component: membrane. Gene Ontology annotation, molecular function: L-amino acid transmembrane transporter activity. The transcript has 11 exons.
ACAAACCAAGCUGCCACACUGAACUGUCGUAGCCCUGAUUUCUUUUCAUAAAUUGUCCUACAUAUAUUCCACCUCUAUGACGCCGAUAAAAAUUUCAUCAUCAAGUAGUUUAGACGUCUGGUUCAAAAGUGUCUGUGAUUCGAAAUGGCAUUUUUUAAAGACAUAACAGUUGAUCUGAAAACCCCAAAUGCCAUUGCCAUUGUUCAAUGGGUUGAAAAAAAUGGUGACAUUUGAUGAUACGUUCAUACACCGAAUUGCAUACUGAAGUGUAACAUAUGUUUUAACGGGAAAAAACAUAUGUUUGAGUUUACGUUGAUAGGCCAGUGUUAAAUUUCUGGAUGACAAGGCCAUCUAGCCGAAAUUUGAAUACCGAUACUACUGUAGUGGCAGUAGAUAGGAGUAGGACCUACCCCGAAUGACGGCGUGUCUCAUCGUGUGUGAAAACCACGUGGAGUGAAAACUGUAAUCUUAAUCACAAUCUUGCUGGUUUUCCUCAUUUGUCGACAGAAUUUUAAUUCAGUGACAGUUUUCAAAAUGGCUUCUCCAAAACUAAAAGCUAAGGGAUCUUAUGAUAUUGUGCAUGAAAAUGAAGCCAUGAACGAUGGCCCAAAAGCAGUGGAAAAUAAGCAAGAGAAAAUCGUGUUGAAACCUAAAAUAACUCUUCUGAAUGGAAUAACUGUAAUUGUUGGGAGCAUCAUUGGAUCUGGAAUUUUUGUGAGUCCCAAAGGAGUUAUUGGAAAUUGUGGCAGUGUGGGUCUGUCUUUGAUAAUUUGGCUGCUCUGCGGAUUGUAUUCCAUGGUUGGUGCUUACUGUUAUUCCGAACUUGGAACUUCCAUUGUCAAGUCUGGAGCAGAUUAUGCUUACAUUUUCGUAACUUUCGGACCAUUUCUGGCGUUUUUACGAAUCUGGGUAGAAUGUGUGGUCGUACGCCCCUGCACCCUAGCGAUUGUGGCCCUGACAUUUGCGUAUUAUGUGAUUGAGCCGUUGUUUCCAGACUGUGCCCAACCAGAUGAUGCUGUUCGACUUCUCGCUGCUUUGUGCAUCAUGGUGCUAACGUUCGUCAAUGCAUACGAUGUAAAACUUUCAACUAGAGUUCAAGAUGUCUUUACCUACGCCAAGGUGUUAGCUUUAAUAUUAAUCAUAUUGACAGGAUUCGUUCAGCUUGGUCGAGGGCAAUAUGAAGCUUUCCUCAACCCAUUUGAACAUACAGAACCCAAUAUUGGUAAAAUAUCACUGGCGUUCUACUCUGGACUGUUUGCUUACAAUGGAUGGAAUUACCUGAAUUUUGUUAUUGAAGAAUUGAAGGACCCUUACAAGAAUUUACCAAAAGCUAUUUGGAUCUCUAUCACCUUGGUAACUGUUAUAUAUGUAUUAACCAACAUCGCAUAUUUCACCACAGUCGAGAGGAAAGAAAUCCUAGGAGGCGCUGCAGUCGCUGUCAUGUUUUCUAAACGUUUGUAUACAGUUAUGUGGUGGAUUAUGCCUGUGUUCGUCGCGCUCUCCACUUUUGGAGGUGUGAAUGGUAUUCUCUUUACAACCGCUCGUUUAUUCUAUGUUGGUGGAAGAGAAGGUCACAUGCCACAAGUUUUAAGUAUGGUAUCUAUACAGAGGUUAACUCCUAUGCCUGCAGUCAUGUUUAUGGGAUUUUUAUCGAUGUUAUAUCUCUUUUCCUCUGAUAUUUAUGCGUUGAUUAAUUAUGUUGGUUUCGCUACGUGGUUAUCUAUAGGAGGUUCUAUUGUAGCCUUGCUGGUUUUACGUAAAACACAGCCCAAUAUAGACAGACCUAUUAAGGUUCAUCUAUUCUGGCCUAUAUUAUAUACAAUAGUUACUAUAUAUUUAGUAGUUUUACCAUUAUACGCUAGUCCUUUUGAAACUGGUAUAGGCUGUGCUAUCAUUGCCACUGGAAUUCCAGUUUAUUUAAUAUUUGUAGCUUGGAAAGGUAAACCAAAAUUUAUUGACAGAUAUAUGGAUUCCAUGACUAUAUGGCUGCAAAGAUUUUUAAUGGUAGUACCAGAAGAGAAGAAAGAAGUAUAAGCAUGCCCUACCCUAGGGUGUUAGGAAAUUACAUCUCAUUUCAUAGUCAAAGAUACCAAGACAUUGGGGGGGGAAAUAGAUUGAAAUAAAGACAUCUGAUUGGUCAGAUUUAAAUUCAGCCAUAAUGAUUAACCAAUCAAAUUAAUUGAAUGUUAACAUAAAGUAAUCUGAUUGGUCAAUACAAGUUUAUUUGAAUACAUCUGAAGUGAUUGACCAAUCAAAUUACCAGGAUAGCAACAAAGAGUAAUCUGAUUGGUCAAUACUAAAAGCUUUAAAUGUUAUCUAUAGUGAUUGACCAAUCAAAUGAACUGAACAUUAAGAUAAAGCUAUUUGAUUGGUUAAUACAACAGUAUUUAAAUUAACCUAGAUUGAUUAGCUAAUCAGAUAAAAGAUUUCAACUUUCAUUAGUUUUUUAAAAUAAUUUUUAACAUAAUUUCAUUUGAUGGUAAUAUGAAGGAAAAAAAAUGGGGUAAGAAUCUGAUCGAAUGCUAAGGACUAUAUUUAAAGAGAAUUAUUUUUGAAAUCAUGACAUUUUUGCACAGAGAUUGUAAAUAUUUCAUUUGGCAAGGUUUGGGUUUACUUUAUCACCAAAUUUUGAAAUUAAAUUAUGAUUUAUGAUAAAAAUAAAAUUUAUAUAGUCAAGUCCAGCAAAGAUAUUUGUCCAAUAUCAUGCAAGCAGUCCUUUCUAUUUUAAGGUAGGAUGGAUAGUAACAGAAACUGUACUAGUAAGUCGUUGUAUUAUAGUAAGCAUUUUUACUAAAUUCACCUGUCAGUGAGGCAGGUAAGAGGGGCUGACAUGGAAAAAACGUCUAGUCUUUCAGAUGGGAUGGGACAAUAAACCGAGGCCUCUUGUGCUACAGGCACAUUAAAGAUUCCUUCAACAGUUGGAAAUCAAAAAAGAGCAGGAAAAUGCCGCUGUCCUGGCAAAAUUUCCCUCAUUGCACCCUGCAUGGUGUUGCCUGUCUUCAUUAACCCACAUGGUGCAGAAAAGUAGAAAGUAAAACUCCAUUUAUUUUAUUUCACUAUUACUAAAAAUAAAAUGGACUGCUUGUGUUUUUUUUUUAAUCAGACAAAGUUCAAAAAUAUUUUGGCUUAACUUUAGUAAGAUCAGCUGUUUAUUUUCUAUUUUUUGUUGUUUUAUUUUUGCCGUGUUAUUAAUGAAAUGCAUUUUAAUUGAAAAACAUGAAACAUUUAAAUAAUUUAUGCGCAUGUCAAAUUUGUGACAUUUAUUCAAUUACCUAUUGGCAUGAUUAUUAGAAUUAUGCACAAAAGAAAUUAAAAAUUAUGAAUGCAUUUUGACUUUAGAAAUUUUAAUUCAAAGAUAAAAAGUUAUUUUUGAUGAUUUCGUUUUAAAAUGAAUUUUAUUUUUGGAAGCAUUUUUCAACGCUUUGCAUUUUGGUCAAAAAUAUUUUUAAAAAACUAUUUGAUGCUUCUGUUGUUAAGAAUGUUGUAAAUAUAUCAUGCCAUUUUGUUUGUCAAUAGUUUUGAAAUCCAGUUCGUGAAUUAAAUGACUUCAACAUUGUUGUUUGUAAAGCCUGUAGUUGAGGGUAAGAGCUGAGAUGAUUUAAUGGUCAGCGCUUACUUGCUAACCUCAAGCUCUUAGGUUCGAUUUCAACAUAUGUAGAGAUAGUAACUUCAGACUUUCACUAUGCUUUUAAAUUUCCCUCAUUGCACACUGCAUUAGGAUUAAUCCUUCUUCGUUAAUUUACUAGUACAAAUAGAAAAGUACGUAAUAAAUUUUUUAUCAUUUUUGUUGGGUUAAGGCAAUUUGUUAAUUGUUGUUUUUACAAUUCAAGUUUUACUCUGGUAAACAUUUUUAAUGUUGAGAAGGACAUAAAUUAUUUUACGUUUAUUUUAACAUCAUUUACUAAGAUAACAGGCAUUGACUCAUUGAAAUAUUUUUGUUUUGUUCAUGGAAAUUGUUUUAUUUAAGAUAAUUGUCUAGAUAUUUUAAUAGAGCUCUAUUUCAGCUAUCUGUAUAGUUGUCUCAAUAUUAACUUUACCAGCAGAUAGAGUUGUAUUUCAGCUAUCUGUAUAGUUGUCUAAAUAUUUACUUUACCAGCAGAUAGAGUUGUAUUUCAGCUAUCUGUAUAGUUGUCUAAAUAUUUACUUUACCAGCAGAUAGAGCUCUAUUUCAGCUAUCUGUAUAGUUGUCUCAAUAUUUACUUUAUCAGCUGAUAGAGUUGUAUUUCAGCUAUCUGUAUAGUUGUCUCAAUAUUAACUUUAUCAGCUGAUAGAGUUGUAUUUCAGCUAUCUGUAUAGUUGUCUAAAUAUUUACUAUAUCAGCUGAUAGAACUCAAUUUCAGCUAUCUGUAUAGUUGUCUAAAUAUUAACUUUACCAGCAGAUAGAGCUCUAUUUCAGCUAUCUGUAUAGUUGUCUAAAUAUUUACUAUAUCAGCUGAUAGAGCUCUAUUUCAGCUAUCUGUAUAGUUGUCUCAAUAUUAACUUUACCAGCUCCAUGUCAGCUAUCUGUAUAGUUGUCUAAAUACUUACUUUGCAAAAAGGCACUUUUGGUAGUAAAACUGACUGUUAGGUUUUAAUUCUAAGAAGUUUUAAGGGUAGCAGAAUAUUAGCUGUCAGCUGGUAAAAAAAAUAUUGUAAACGUAGUUAUUCUUGAAACCUUAUGUUGACAUAUUAUCUAAGCUUUUAGAUCUUCAUAAAAACUGCCAAAAUAUAUAAUUCUAAGGUUAUUUUUCCAUUGGUUUCAUGAUAUUUUGGCUGUUUUGGUUGUUAAUUUGUGCUUAUUGUUAGUAUAUCAGAAUGGUUGUUUUGGAUUCGGGUGCUUUUAGACGUAGCAAAUUGUACAUAAAAUAUUUUUCUCGCUUAGAUUUACUUUAAAGGCAGCUCUUUUUAAUGUUUACUGAAUGUUGGAUUUUAAGAAAAACUUCAUUCAGCUAAAAUAGGUUUUAUUUAGAUAGUGGUUCACUAUUGUACUAUUGUCUGUACAACAAGCAUCACCUGUACUAGUUUCAGACAUCACUCAACUCUUGGUUAUAUUCUAGAGAGUGAUCCACUGUUGUAUGGAAACACCAGAUAUCACCUAAGUCUGGUUUAUAUUGUAGAGAGUGGUUCACUGUUGUAUGGAAACAACAGGCAUCACCUAAGUCUGGUUUAUAUUCUAGAGAGUGGUCCACUGUUGUAUUGAAACACGAGCCAUCACCUAAAUCUGGUUUAUAUUUUAGAGGGUUCUCCAUUGAAAUGUUUUGCCAUGAAUAAUGUUUUAUGUGUUCUAUAUCAUUGUGAAUAAUUAUAAGUUAAUGUAUUAUAUUUAUGCUAAUGAUAUGUACAUAUAUUAUGUUAAUUAGGGGAUAAUUGUAUGUAUAGAGAUAAAUGUGUGUUGAGAAUAAAUUUUAAUCAUUAAAAU